Hippocampus zosterae (dwarf seahorse) is the source of this 1092-nucleotide messenger RNA. RefSeq names its product mesoderm development LRP chaperone (gene mesd). The coding region runs from base 40 to 696 and encodes 218 amino acids. Gene Ontology annotation, biological process: protein folding. Lineage: Eukaryota; Metazoa; Chordata; Actinopteri; Syngnathiformes; Syngnathidae. The transcript is spliced from 3 exons. The record is from RefSeq and is a predicted model, not a curated record.
GCAAAAGAGCCAGCCAAUCAGGUGGGAGCAUCUGUAAACAUGGCGUCUGACUUACGGUGGAAAUGUUUAGCGCUCCUCUUUUGUACUUGUUUGCUAUGUUCCUUAGCCACUGGCAACAAAGAUAAGCCCAAGAAAAAGAAAGACAUAAGAGACUAUAAUGAUGCAGAUAUGGCUCGUCUUCUUGAGCAGUGGGAGAAAGAUGACGACAUUGAGGAAGGUGAUCUUCCAGAGCACCGACGACCUCCUCCUCCCAUCGACUUCUCCAAGAUUGACCAGUCCAAGCCCGAAGACUUGCUGAAGAUGUCGAAGAAGGGUCGCACCCUGAUGGUCUUUGCUACAGUGUCAGGGGAACCCACUGAGAAGGAGACGGAGGAGAUCACGGGCCUGUGGCAGGGCAGCCUCUUCAAUGCAAACUAUGACAUUCAAAGAUUUGUAGUGGGCUCCAACCGGGUGAUCUUCAUGUUGCGAGAUGGAAGCUUAGCGUGGGAAGUCAAAGAUUUCCUGCUGACCCAGGAGCGCUGCUUGGAUGUCACUGUGGAAGGGCAAGUGUUCCCCGGGAAAGCUGCCAAGGAGAGCGAUGGCAAGCACAAGCAGGGGAAUGAAGUGAACACCAAGAAGAAGAGCAAAAAGAAGACGGAGGGCUCGCAGGUAGAUUUGGAAGGGAACAGAGCCCGCCUUGCAAAUCGGGAGCUAUGAUGGAGUUGGCAGAGUUGCCUUUUGAUUUGUUGGAGAGGCUGCAAGACGACAUGAGCAGUUUGCAGUCGAACGCCAUUUCUCUUUGAUUUAAUAAAUCAUUUCUAGGUUGAUUCCUUUGGCUGCUGAGCACUCCCAUUAGUGUUUUGUUAAUCAAGAUAUACUGUGUGGCAUAUACGCUCUUCGUGUGAUUGGAUCCCAACGGUACUCACGGAAAGCAGAGUCUUGUGAUGUGUGCGUUAGGUGUUCAUCAACAUACAUGCAUGUCAUAAAUGUGACCGAUAACACAAGGACCUCCUUCAUGUCCAGAUGCACUUCAAGCUGUUAAAAAGAAAAAGAAAAAAACAGCUUGUACAUUUCUUCUUGAUUUUCACUCAAUAUGAAAAUAAAUGUUUUUUU